ACGCUCGUGUCAGAGCUGCAGCACCACUUCGCACCGCACUGCACCGUGGAGCUCAGCAGCCUGGAUGAUCUAGCGGAGGACAGCGAUGCCUUCACAGCCAAGCUCAACGCCUUCCACGCCGCCUUCUUCCUCGUCGCCACGUACGGUGAUGGCGAGCCAACGGACGAUGCGCAGCGCUUCUUCAAAUGGCUGCACGCCACCGCUGCUGAUGCAGAGGCUCAGGACGACAACCCCUUGCCACUGCAGGGGCUUCGCUUUGCUGUCUUCGGGCUGGGCAAUCGGCAGUACGAGCACUUCAACCUGAUGGGCAAGAUGCUUGACAAGCACCUCGCUGCCCUCGGAGGGCAGCGAGUGGCGGAGGUGGGGCUGGGAGACGACGACCAGUGCAUAGAGGACGACUUCAAGGCCUGGUGA
This is a messenger RNA of Closterium sp. Naga37s-1, 414 nucleotides long. The record is from the annotation of a GenBank genome assembly. NCBI's taxonomy places the organism in Eukaryota, Viridiplantae, Streptophyta, Zygnematophyceae, Desmidiales, Closteriaceae.